AUGCCAGGAACCAUCCGAGUUUCAGUUCUGGAAUUCGAUGGUCUUUCAUCUUCAUCACCCCCUUCUUCACUAUCCAUAAAGGUUUCUAUGGGGAAAAGAGAGUAUCAAACUUGGGACAAGGGGGACUUCUCUUUCCCAUUGACUACCCUCCGUGACAAUCUAAUUGUUACACUUCAGGAUGCUGAGGGAAAUGAUAUAUCUCAUACAGGUGUUCAGACCAUGUCAGUAGUCCAAAAGGGAAUGUGGGAUGAUAUAUUCCUGCUUGAAGGAGGGGGGCAUGUUCAUAUGAAGUUACAGUUCAUUCUCAGUGAAGAAGAGCGCAACCGCGUUCGUGUUAUGAGAGAAUCUGCAAUGAAGAAGAAACAAGGCAAGACUCUCAAUACAAAUCUUAAAUCUUCUGAAACGAGUACCUCAGUUGGUGGUUCUGUUGCAUCGUCUUUGAGUAUCAACCAGGAUAUCUCAGAUUCACAAACAAGCGUUGUUCCUGCUGAAGCGGUGAACAUUGGAGAUGUGACUAUGCAAGCUGGUCCAUUAUCACAACUUGAUAAUCAAACAACCCCAAGUGCUGCUGAUAGAAGUGAAGUGACUUUAUAUGCUCCUGUGCUACAAGAAGUUGAAGAAAACCUAACUGAAUUUCAUCAGAGGGCAUUAGUUGAAAAGCUUGAGACUCACUUACCACAUGCUGAUCUUUCCACAAUUCCCCUAUUUGGACAAGGAGCUUCAACCAUGUUGGAGUGCUCUGAGUCAGAUGUUGCUGCAAGCACUAAACCAGUUUCCCCCAAGCUGGAUGAUGAUCUGGCCAAUAAAACUGAGAAGCAGGGUCCACUAGAGAAAACUCCGAGCAAUGUAAGGAAAAUGAUAAGUGCAUUUGAAAGUAGUGUAUCUCAGGUAUUUAUUAUGUUAUAUGCUUGA
Ilex paraguariensis (yerba mate) is the source of this 912-nucleotide messenger RNA. The record is from the annotation of a GenBank genome assembly. Lineage: Eukaryota; Viridiplantae; Streptophyta; Magnoliopsida; Aquifoliales; Aquifoliaceae.